AUGUUCGUGGACGUGGCAAGAGUGAUCAUGAUAGAUAAGAAAGAAGAUGAGCAUGCUUCAGAAUUAUGUAAAUCACAGGCGUUAGGAGACAGUACGGUUACGACCAUCUGUAAUGCAAUUCCAUCGGAGGAGCCACCGAUCAAAGGUUCCUCACAUCUUCCAUGUCACAGGAUAACGAUUGCAAGAUGUGAACUGAACAUAGAAUGA
Molecule: messenger RNA, 207 nt
Organism: Macrosiphum euphorbiae (potato aphid)
Lineage: Eukaryota; Metazoa; Arthropoda; Insecta; Hemiptera; Aphididae
Source: the annotation of a GenBank genome assembly